UUUAAUUGGAUGGAAAUGGAGAAGAAGUUGAAGACGGAGACGGAGGCGUCUCCGUCGCAGACGGCGGCGUUGAAUACGGUAACCCCUUGUGCCGCUUGCAAGCUUUUGAGGAGAAGAUGUGUGGAAGAAUGCCCUUUUUCUCCUUAUUUUUCCCCUCAUGAGCCCCACAAGUUCGCCGCCGUUCACAAAGUCUUUGGUGCCAGCAAUGUCUCCAAGCUCAUCAUGGAGGUUCCGGUGAGGCAAAGAGCAGACGCGGCCAACAGUUUGGUGUACGAAGCGAACGUGAGGCUGAGAGAUCCGGUGUACGGCUGCAUGGGUGCCAUUUCGGCUUUGCAGCAACAGCUUCAGUACUUACAGUCUGAACUUAACUCUGUGAAGGCUCAACUUCUCAGAUACAAGUAUAGACAAGUGGUGGUGAACGGUGGCACUCAAACGCCGCCGGUUUUAAUGAACUCCAUGGCCGUAUCCGUGGCGGAGCCGCCACAAGCUCCUCCCCACUCUUCUCCGUCUUUGUUUACAACCUCUUCUAACAUGGCCAGCUUUAGUAGUGUCAUGCAAAAUAAUAACAACAUUUCGUUUUUUCAAUGAUAUAUUCAUAGUUAUAGAGGGCAACUAUUUUUUGUGAGCCUCAAAAUAUAUCUUCAUAUAUAAUAACUUAUAUAUAUAUUUUGAAAUGUUAAGUGCAGUUCCAUUUAAAAUCCUAUUUGAUUCGCUGAGAUUUAAAGAAAGUAUAUUUUGCAGGAAGUAGAUGUAAACGAGGCCCGGUUGUAAAUUGAGAUACAAUACAUUUAUCUUUUAUU
This is a messenger RNA of Ipomoea nil (Japanese morning glory), 800 nucleotides long. RefSeq names its product LOB domain-containing protein 15-like. The coding region runs from base 10 to 588 and encodes 192 amino acids. The transcript has 2 exons. Lineage: Eukaryota; Viridiplantae; Streptophyta; Magnoliopsida; Solanales; Convolvulaceae. The record is from RefSeq and is a predicted model, not a curated record.